Molecule: messenger RNA, 474 nt
Organism: Cryptomeria japonica (Japanese cedar)
Lineage: Eukaryota; Viridiplantae; Streptophyta; Pinopsida; Cupressales; Cupressaceae
Product: short-chain dehydrogenase reductase 2a-like
Exons: 1
Coding region: 1-474 (157 amino acids)
Source: RefSeq, a predicted model, not a curated record
AUGGAUAUCAAUGUAGAAGGAGUAAUGCACGACAUUAAGCAUGUAGCCCGCAUUAUGAUCCACAAGAGAAAGGGCUGCAUUAUCUCUACAGCUAGUAUUGGAGGAAUAAUGGGAGGUGGUUCUUACUUCUACACUGCCUCCAAACAUGUGGUUGUUGGGCUUACUAAGAAAAGUGUAGCAGAGCUGGGAAGAAGUGGUAUACAAGUAAAUUGUAUUUCUCCAGCUACAAUUGCAACAAAUCUGGUAUUGAAUUCUAUGGGAAUGACCCCUUCACCAGAGGCAAAGGCCAAGGUGGAGGCCGUGAUUGAGGGUGCAUCCCCCUUAAGGGAAGCCAAUCUUAAAGAAGAGGAUAUUGUAGAGGCUACUCUGUAUCUGGCCAGUAAGGAUUCCAAAUAUGUAAGCGGUCACAAUCUGAUUGUGGAUGGGGGACUAACUGUUGUAUUAGAUGAAACUGCGGUGUUUGUAAAAUAUUGA